Molecule: messenger RNA, 1699 nt
Organism: Cololabis saira (Pacific saury)
Lineage: Eukaryota; Metazoa; Chordata; Actinopteri; Beloniformes; Belonidae
Product: blue-sensitive opsin
Exons: 5
Coding region: 144-1202 (352 amino acids)
Biological process (GO): G protein-coupled receptor signaling pathway; visual perception; phototransduction
Cellular component (GO): membrane; photoreceptor outer segment
Molecular function (GO): G protein-coupled receptor activity
Source: RefSeq, a predicted model, not a curated record
CACACCUCUGACAGAAGAUCGCAAAGAAACAUGAAAGAUUGCACUACUGUUUGAGUCUAGUUGUACAUUAUUUACAUUAUUUUCACAUAGUAUAACUUCAUUUAUUUUUAAUAAAAGAUUUUCUUCGACACGUGCUGAAGAAAAUGAGAACCAAUCGUCCCAUGGAGUUACCGGAGGACUUCUGGAUCCCCAUCCCUUUGGACACCAACAACAUCUCAGCCUUCAGUCCAUACUUGGUACCCCAGGACCAUUUGGGAAGCCUGGGGCUUUUUUACUCCAUGUCAGCUUUUAUGUUUUUCUUGUUUGCGGCUGGGACGGCCAUCAACGUCCUUACUGUUGCAUGUACUGCUCAAUACAAGAAGCUGCGGUCUCAUCUGAACUACAUCCUGGUCAACAUGGCAGUGGCGAACCUCCUGGUUUCUUCUGUAGGCUCUUUCACCUGUUUCUACUGCUUCGCCUUCAGAUACAUGGCUCUCGGCCCGCUGGGCUGCAAGAUCGAAGGAUUUACGGCAACUCUUGGUGGCAUGGUGAGCCUUUGGUCUCUUGCCGUGAUUGCAUUUGAAAGAUGGCUGGUCAUCUGCAAGCCACUCGGGAACUUCCAGUUCAGGUCUGAACACGCUUUAGUGCUCUGUGGGCUGACUUGGGUCUGUGCUAUGUGUGCUGCAGUUCCUCCCCUAGUCGGAUGGAGUAGGUAUAUUCCAGAAGGGAUGCAAUGUUCCUGUGGACCGGACUGGUAUACGACGGGCAAUAAGUUUAACAAUGAGUCCUACGUGAUGUUCCUUUUCGGAUUCUGCUUUGCAUUUCCUUUCUGUAUGAUCAUGUUCUGCUACUCACAGCUGCUGUUCAUGCUGAAAUCGGCAGCCAAGGCCCAAGCCGAGUCCGCCUCCACCCAGAAAGCAGAGAAGGAGGUGACCAGGAUGGUGGUGGUCAUGGUGCUGGGCUUCCUGGUGUGCUACCUGCCGUAUGCAUCCUUCGCUGUCUGGGUGGUCAACAACCGAGGGCAGACGUUUGACCUAAGACUUGCAACCAUACCCUCCUGCGUGUCCAAGGCCUCCACCGUCUACAACCCCUGCAUCUACGUCCUCCUUAAUAAGCAGUUCCGCUCAUGCAUGAGGCAGAUGCUGGGGAUGAGUUCAGGCGACGAUGAGGACUCAUCGACAAGUCAGUCAGUCACCGAAGUCUCAAAAGUUGGACCGUCUUAAACUGUUGGAUUCUCUUACUGGAUCUGAAAAUGACACUGACCAAUUAUAUCACGGCUGUAUUUUUAAUUCUUCCUACACGUAAAGAGUUUGCAAAGAAAAAUGUACAAAAGGCAUAUAGUGAAUAAAUGAAUAAAAGAUGUAUGUGAUUAAGAUAUUAUUGCUGUUAAAAUGUUAUUUACUGCACAUGAUGUUGAACAUGAAACAAAACCACAUAUCUUCAAUUAUGGAUUUUAACCUAAAAGCUUCUUUUCACGCUUGAAUGGGAAAAAGAAGGUCACUCAAAACCCAUAAAGUAAACGUAUCUGAAACCCUUGUGAAUAAGUCAUCCUGCAUGUCAAGCCCUGUGUGCAUAAACCUGUAAAUAUGUAGCAAUAAGGAAUUAAUAAAGAUCUAUGAAUGCUGAUGCUCGUGCUUGAAAAGUACACUAUCCGUGGACACACACACACACACAGGCAUCUGGAUCAACCAGUUAGUUCGUUGCUACAUGGGAGGUUAAC